AUGAUGCGUCUGUUUCUUGCGUCAAAGGGAAACAAGGCAGAACAAAUAAACCCUCUCGCCAUGUCUCUUGGCCUAGCGGUGCCCGUCAUACUGCUCUACGCCUUCAGCCUGGCUUUGCAGACAUACGUGUUGCGGCUCGAUGUGAUCAUGGCCGUGAUCGGGCUGGUGUUUGUCGGGUUGGAAGGCCUACUAAGCGUUGGGACGGCGGUUUCCUUCUAUCACGCCUUCCGAGGCUGA
Messenger RNA from Ectocarpus siliculosus, 237 nucleotides. The record is from the annotation of a GenBank genome assembly. Lineage: Eukaryota; Phaeophyceae; Ectocarpales; Ectocarpaceae.